UUAUUUUAAAGAAAUGGCAAAAGAUACAGAAGUGACAGUGCAUAGGACUGGUCUUUUCAAAUUACCUCCAAAGAAGCAUUCUUCAGGUCGGCAUCGCAGUAAGCAUGCAAUUGCCAAAGAACAAAAAGGGAAGGUUGGUAUCAAAUCAAAAUCCCAACCAAAGUUUAAGAAUUUGAAGAAGUUGGCUCGAAAAAAUCGUUCUUCGCAGAUCCGAGCUAAUAAAGUUGGAAAAAUAUCAGAAGAGAAGCGAAAAGAAGGGCAGUCACCUAUCAACAUUGUAUACAAUAAUUUCACUUGACGAGGCUUUCACAUCACGUAAAAUUGUGGAGACUUUUA
Molecule: messenger RNA, 336 nt
Organism: Meloidogyne enterolobii
Lineage: Eukaryota; Metazoa; Nematoda; Chromadorea; Rhabditida; Meloidogynidae
Source: the annotation of a GenBank genome assembly